Conger conger (European conger) is the source of this 4149-nucleotide messenger RNA. Its product is annotated as mitochondrial glutamate carrier 1-like. The coding region runs from base 1591 to 2274 and encodes 227 amino acids. The record is from RefSeq and is a predicted model, not a curated record. Gene Ontology annotation, molecular function: L-glutamate transmembrane transporter activity; L-aspartate transmembrane transporter activity. Lineage: Eukaryota; Metazoa; Chordata; Actinopteri; Anguilliformes; Congridae. The transcript is spliced from 8 exons. Gene Ontology annotation, biological process: L-glutamate transmembrane transport; malate-aspartate shuttle; aspartate transmembrane transport.
GUGUCACUUGCGUGUUCCCCAUUGAUCUGGCCAAAACCAGGCUGCAGAACCAGAGACAAGGUCAGCAGGCCUACAAGAGCAUGAUGGACUGCCUCAUCAAGACGGUGCGUUCUGAGGGGUAUUUUGGAAUGUACAGAGAAAUGUAUUUGAAGCCGCACUGUUUUUGCUGAACCGCGAGAGAACGUUGUGAUGAGGCACCAAGUGCGCGAUCACGUAAGAACCUUUAAACGGGUCACCUUGUAUGGGUCGUUACUUGCCUACCACAGCAAUGUGGGAACUGUGUAACUAGCCUGUGCACUUGGCGGGGGAUGUUGUGUAGAGGUACCUGUGCCACAGUGAUCAAAAUAUCUACAUAUCUAGAGGGGUGGAAAUCUGGGAUUGAGAGACAUUUUGACAUAAACAGACUAAUUUAGCCACAAUUUAGCUCAGGCCCUCACCUGGAUAUAGCCUGGGUCUGUCCUAGUCAGCUGGAAACCUUUCACUUCUCAACCAAAAACAUAUAGGGUUUUCACCUGAACAUCUAGGUAUCUAGAUGUAUCAAGCUAGGUGAAAACCUAUACCUGGUUGGCGAGGGUUGCCCCCCGACUACGACACGCCCUUGUGUAUGAUGUUAUGUACAGGUGCCUGUUUGUAGGUGAGGAAUGCUGUUGUCUGCAUCUGUGUUUUUCGUGUUACAGACCUCGGUCCCCUGGAAGGCUAGCCGAUUUAAGGCGCAGCCACGCUGGAGGCAAAAUCAUUACAUGGUUCUUACCACGCUACCACUCUAUUACAAUUAGGCACAACACGUUGAUAACGUUUUUUUUUGUUUUUGUUUGUUUGUUUAUUUGUUCGUUUUCUUCUCCGGUUUUUGCUCUUUGCCCACUCCAUGGCCCCAGACCUCUGUUUCUUUCCUCUCUUGUUUGUCCACUAACACCUCUGACAUAACAGUAUCUUGUAUUCUAAUCUGUGUAACUGUGAGGUUUCGUAAUGUGGUUUUUCAACUGUCUGUCUUUCUCAUCCUGUUUAACCACCAUAGAUUCUGAGGGCAAGGGUCACACUCACUCAUUUGUUCAAAUGUGUCAAUUCUCUCUCAAUUCUCUAAAACGCCUGACUGUGUCUUUCCCAUCGCUGUGCUCUUUCUAAUCCUUAUUUACCAUGCUGACCUCCUCUUCCUCCUCCUCCUCCUGUCUUUAGGUCUUUUAUUGUUAUCCUUAUUUUAUUUUACUUGAUUUGUUUUAUUUAUAUUAACGUCUUAUACGUGUGAAAUCCCCCUCCAUGAUCAUACCACUUCUGCAUACCCGAUCCGUUGAACUUGUCGUACAGUAGAACAAGCAUACGUCUUCAUCCAAAAAACAUACACGUUUCAUUUUUGGUUUGGUUUGAUGGUGGCGGGGAAUGUUUUUUAUUUCUUUUUUAGUGUCAUUGUAAAACUGUGCUUUUCUGACGUUUCACAAUGUUCCGGCUCGUGAGUUCAUUUGGAAAAUUAUUUUUUUAGGCGCAGCGGUUAAUCUGACCCUGGUCACCCCGGAGAAGGCCAUCAAACUGGCUGCCAACGACUUCUUCCGUCACCACCUCGGGAAAACCGGGAAGGGACUGAAUGUGUUUAAGGAGAUGUUGGCGGGGUGUGGAGCUGGAAUGUGCCAGGUCGUCGUCACCACCCCCAUGGAGAUGCUCAAGAUCCAGCUGCAGGACGCGGGGAGGCUGGCCAGUCAGCCGGCGGUGGUCUCCUCUCUGAAGCUGGGCGGCGGGGCUGCGGUGCCGAGCAGGGCCUACAACGCGGGGCUGAGCUCCGUUCCCGCGGCGAGGGCGGUGUCGGCCACCCAGAUCGCCCGCGAGCUGCUGCGCUCCCAGGGCGUCUCGGGCCUGUACCGAGGACUGGGGGCCACGAUCAUGAGAGACGUUCCGUUCUCCAUCGUGUACUUCCCGCUGUUCGCCAACCUGAACCGGCUGGGCGCGGACUCCCCGAACGGCUCCGCCCCCUUCUACUGGUCCUUCCUGUCCGGCUGUGCCGCGGGAUCCUUCGCCGCCGUGGUGGUCAACCCGUGUGACGUGAUUAAGACCAGGCUGCAGUCUCUGAAUAAGGGAGCCAGUGAGGAGAGCUACAGUGGAGUCGUAGACUGCUUCAGUAAGAUCCUGCGGAGGGAGGGGCCGAGGGCCUUUCUGAAGGGGGCGGGGUGUCGAGCUCUGGUCAUCGCCCCGCUCUUCGGCAUCGCCCAGGUCAUGUACUUCGUGGGAGCGGGAGAAUUCAUCCUGGACAACAACCCCUUCAGAAUUUACUCCCACAGCGUGGUUUAACGCCCAGGGACCCGGGCCCAAAAACCCAGGAGGCUGCUGGUUCUACUCCCAGAGGGACACCCUGGUGUAUGGCACUUAGGCUGUGAAUAUCUACCUGUAUAAAUGUAUAAUGUGUAAAAAUGUAAAUGUGUAUAAGAGCCUCUUCUGAUGUAGUAUAAUGUGCACCCCAUCAAUCCCUAAGAAUGUGGAGUUUCUACACUCAGACUCUCACUAAAACCAGCAGAGCAGCAAACAGUAUCAACUGAUGAGCUAAAAAGAACUCCAGCUUAUGUCAGCUUGAAAAUUGAGCCGGUAAAUCUGGCCACAAGCUGGUCUAGCUUGGUAUGAGCUGGUCAACCAACAUGGCUAAGCUGGUCAUAAGCUGGUCUAACUGGGUUUGAACUGGUCUACCAGCUAGUGCUGUUUCAAAACAUAGUUUGAGCUGGACAAACCGUGUCAAGCUGUGUCAAACUGGGAGCUGGUCUGAACAGGUUUGAACUAGCUACCGGCCCUUUCAAAACCUAGCCUCAGUUGUUUUUUCAGCAGGACAGCCUGAGGAGAUGAUGUCACAGAGCGGUCGCAGGAAGUGGGGUUUAGAGUUCAGCCCUGGCCCUGGUCUCUAGAUCUGAAGCAUUCACGUGGACCUAACGCCCUCAUCACUGCGGACCCCAAAGCAACCCUGCCUGUUUCUAGAACGUUCCUCUGAAAUGUUCCCUCUGUGAGGGAAGCGACUCGAUGCGGUUGCUCAUCACAGUCAACGAAAUGACUGAAGAGUUUCUCACCCGUCUCGCCACUUUAUUGUGCUGGGUUUGUUAUCCGCUGUGGGCAGGGAACAUCAAAACACUGGCCAUAGCUGACCGUAUGAUUUUAGCACUAGUGAACUGAGUGAUUGGUGAAAAUCAGUGAACCUUGGAAUGAUGCUUGAAUUAUUAACACUUAAAAACAUUUCAGAUGUAUGUGUGUACAUAUAUGUGUAUUUUUUUGUUUGUUUGUUUUUUGUUCUUUUUCCAAAUAUAUAUUUGUAUGUGCAAAAAAAGACCAAAUGACUGCCACUUCUAUGCAGUUGAGAGGUGGGACGUCCAGGGUUCAGAAAGUAAAGGUUCUGCCAGGUGUUCCUUCCACACAAGACACUGAACCUGCAGAUUUCACUAAUCAGUUCCACCUCCUGGCUGAAUAAUUGUUAAUAAUUGCUAAUGAUUAAAUCCAGGUAGUUGGAACCAAAUACUGGGGAGGACUUUUACUUUCUGGACCUGGAUUAUCCCCCUCAGAUGCAGUUCCACUCAAGCCAGUCGGUCUUUUUUGGGAUGAUGGGAGUUUCAAGUCCUACAAUUUCACCCUUGGUGUAACAUGGAUCAGAGUUUGAAACAGAGGGACCAAAUUUGGUAUGUCGGAUGGGCUUCCUUCUGUGACCGAGGUCCACACAGUUCAUCCCUGAAAUAUGCAUUUCUAAUCGCAAGUGUUUCCUAAACUUAUUCAGGCUUCAAGCAUUUCACAUGCACAGACUAUGAGUUGGUUUGUGUAUUAGAUGCCUGUAAUAGCCUAUACGAUGCCUAAAGUAUCACACUUAAUAGGCUUGACUAAUGUGAUAUGAUUUAAACAUUUCAAUGCAAUGUUCGAAGACUAAGUUUAAAAGACGGAAGUGCUUUUCUGUGUUUAUUGGUACUGUUGGUGUUCCGGAAAGAUCGGUGAAAGAAACUGUGAUGUUUAACAUUAAGAGCAGGAGUGUGAAGCUGACUGAAUGGUUCCCCUGUUACAUUUCACACCGGAACCGGCCAACAUGCAGCUGGGUUACAGUUGAAACACUUUUUAAAUGUUUUUAUUUAUUUAAAACUUUUUUCAAAGAGCCUUGACUGUCUUCAUGAAUUUAUAUAUUGCAAUAAAAUAUUUUCUACACCA